Messenger RNA from Oncorhynchus kisutch (coho salmon), 7581 nucleotides. RefSeq names its product DENN domain-containing protein 5B-like. Bases 259 to 4023 code for a protein of 1254 amino acids. The transcript has 21 exons. NCBI's taxonomy places the organism in Eukaryota, Metazoa, Chordata, Actinopteri, Salmoniformes, Salmonidae. The record is from RefSeq and is a predicted model, not a curated record. Gene Ontology annotation, molecular function: guanyl-nucleotide exchange factor activity; small GTPase binding.
CACACACACAAUGAGGUAGGCUGCCUCCUACACAACACAGUCAUUUCGGGCUGACACUAGGCUGACUGCCGACCGUGGACGGAGAACAUACAGAAAGGACAAUUUCAUCCCGAAAAUAAUACAAGGUGUUCGUUUGAUUCAAACGGAAAUUAGCCCACUGUCUAGACUACAGCGUGUCAUAAUUUGCCCUGCGUAUAGGCUACAGGAUGGAUGUCCAGAGUAUGAAAUAGAGACUAACCGAGUAGCAUAUCUAAACCGAUGAUGAGCGGGGUUACUUCGGGCACAGGGUCGGCUUCGUGCCGCUUCGCCCACUACUUCGUGGUGUGUGGAUUGGACACGGAGACUGGUCUAGAACCCGAAGAAUUAGCAGGUGAGAGCUUUGAGCAGAGCCCUCUACGGAGGUCCUUCAAGUCCAAGGUUCUGGCCCACUACCCUGAGAGCACAGACAGGAGUCCCUUCAACAGAGAUGCAGUCAACAUGCUCUGCAUGCCGCACGGCCUGUCGUUCCGUAGUCAGGCGGACGGCCGCGAGCACCACUUCCACUCCUUCACGGUCGCCCAGGACGACGGCACGCGCUCCUAUGGCUUCGUGCACACGUACUACGAAGCAGUGACAAGUGCCCAGAUCACCACGGCGAUGCAGACCCUUCAUCAGAUGCACCAUGUGGAGCACUACUCCACCUCCUCUUCGUCAUCUUCCUCCGCCUCCUCGCCCUCCACAUCCAGCAUGGACUCUCUGGUGAGCAGCCUGGAUGAGUUGGAUGCCGACUCCCUGUCGGCUUGUUUGGGCUGCGCGGCGGGCUCCUUCCAGCCGGCCCGGGACACCCUGUAUGCCUCCAAGGCCCUCUGCCUCCUCACGCCCCUCCCCUUCCUGCACGCCGCCCACCACUUCCUGUCCCAGUUGCACCAGACGGUGACAUCGCAAGCGGCCCCGCCACUGCCUUUGGAGAGCUACAUCCACAACAUCCUGUACGAGGUGCCCGUGCCGCCGCCCGGUCGUUCGCUCCAGUUCCACGGGGUCCAGGGGCCUAUCGUGUGCCAGCAGCCCGGCCCAGAGGAGCUCCCGCUCGGGGACUACCCACUGGGAGAGGCCUUCUCCCUGCUGGGGGUGGAGAACAUGGUGAGGCUGCUCACCUCUGUGCUGCUGGAGACCCAGGUCCUGCUCUACUCACAGGACUACCAGCGGUUGAUGACGGUGGCAGAGGGCAUCACCAACCUACUGUUUCCAUUCCAGUGGCAGCACGUCUACCUGCCCAUCUUGCCCGUGCCCCUGCACCAUCUCCUGGAUGCCCCCGUGCCCUUCUUGAUUGGCAUCCAACGGAAGGAUUGCUCCCAAUGCUCCACUUUGGAUCUGUCCCAUGAGGCCAACCUGUGCUUUGUGGACAUAGACAACCACCGUGUGGAUCCACCCGAGGACCUGCCCCUCUUCCCAGACCAGCCCGAGCUCAUCCUCGAGCUGAACGAGGUGCUGCUGCGUUUCGGCCUCCAGCCACAUGGUGGCGCCACCACCGGCAACCCCGCCCCUGCCGCUCCCCUCUGCCUCAGCAGCCUCGUCCUGGAGGAUCUGAUGGAAGACAGGCGCAAUGGGAACCUGGGAGGGGAGGAGUUGGCCGUGCUGGAACGACUGCAGGCACUAGCCAGGAGGUGUGGAGAAGGAGGGGUGGAGGGGGGAAAGACCCUUGGACGGGCGUUCCAGGAGGAGGAGGAGGAACUGAAUGCGGCCAAAAUGAACGUGCAGCUGAGGGAGGUGUUCGCAGGGCGUUUUGCCGUCAUUUUCGGGAGGUACGAAGAGUUUGUGAUCCACAGCGCUCCCGACCUGGAGUCCUGGCUAGGCAACCGUGACGGAACCAGCAACUUUGAUAAGGGCUCCUUCCUGUCGGUGCAGCCUGCCCCGCACCUGCACUUCCUGUCCUGGUUCCUGGAGACGGCCAUGUUCUCAUCAUUCUUGGACAGCAAGGUGUUGUCUCGCUGGGCCGACCAGGAGCCACUGCAGCGUGUGUUCGACGGCCGCCUGGAGAGGGAGCACCCUUACGACACGUUGGAGGAUGACCCCGGCAACCGUCGCUACAGGAAGUGCAGCGUGCUCCACAAGUCAGCCCAGGCCAUGGAACGCAGGUUGCUGAAGGUUGACCACACGGCCAUCCACCCCCACCUGUUGGACAUGAGGAUCGGCCAAGGUCGACACCAACAGGGCUGCUUCCCCAGGCUGCAGGCUGAUGUACUGGCACAGGGACAUAACACCAAUAAGUGGUCAAGCCGUAACACUCGCAGGAGCGACAUUAAGAGACCAGUGACCAAUGACACGACAUCAGGACUGGGCAAUGACCAGAGAGAGAAGUAUUCCCCGGGGAGGAGGAGCCUAAACCAGUCCAAGCUUCUUGACCCCUCCCCCUCAGCUGUCACUCAAAUCCAGCGGGGGUUUGUGGAGGGGCUCCUGAGUGAAUGUCGCCUGAAGACCAGGCGUAUGUUGAUGGAGAGGAUGGGGAAGGAGAGUGUGGAGCUGGGUCAGGGUGAGGCCAGCAUCACAGGUCUGCAGGAGAACACACUGAUACACAGCCUCUGUGACCUGCUGGAGAGGACCUGGGGCCACGGGCUGCUGCUCAAACAGGGAAGGUCGGCUCUGUGGUCCCACCUGCUCCACUGCCAGGCCAAUGGGGAGAAGAUGGAGCCACCAUCACCUGCCGAGUCUCCAGUGUCCAAUGGGCUGGACAGCAUGAGGCUAGAGGAGGGGCUUGCACCCCCGAAGGGCUCCUUUGUACAGGAUAUGAGGUUUGUCCAGACUAUGAGUGAGGGUCUCAGUGAGAUGGGUCGGGCGCGGGCCUGGAUCCAUCUUUCCCUGGAGAAGAAAGUGCUCUCGCAACACCUCAAACUGCUGCUGGCCAACCAGAACCUAAUCAGGCAGCUGUACAAGCCCCAUGCGUUCCUACUGUGUGAGGAGGAGAGGGAGCAGUUCCUGUUCCACCUGCUGUCCCUCAACACUGUGGACUACCUCUGCUUCACACGCACAUUCACCUCCAUCAGCAUUCCAUACCGUGUUGUCAUAACGCCCAUGAAGAAGCUGAGCAUUGCCAUGACAAUGUCCAACCCUUGGGUGUGUGUGUCUGGAGAGCUGGGGGACUCUGGGGUCAGGCAGAUCCCCAAGAACACACAGGAGAUCAUCUUCCAGUGCCAGAACCUGGGCAGGCUGAGCACCCUGCAGUUGGGGCAGGAGAACUCUGGCCUACUGGCUAAGUGUCUGGUAGACUGUGUGAUUGUGCACAACGAGAUCACUGGACACACCUACAGGUUCCCCUGUGGCCGCUGGCUGGGGAAGGGUGUGGGUGACGGCAGCCUGGAGAGGGUGCUGAUUGGUCAGCUGGUGUCUCCCAGAGGAGAGGAGGAGUCUGGGAGGUGGACGGGGACGCCCCCGGAGCAGGGUUCACCCCCUCAGAGUGGACACAUGGGGUCACUGGGGCGCUGUAACAACAGACUGUCUUCUGUCCAGGUGCAGGAGGAAAUGAGGGAGGCAGUAAACAACCUCGUCAAGCACUUCCACAAAGCAGAGCAGGAGAGGGGGAACCUGACUGCUCUGCUGUGUGGAGAGGAGGGGCUGGUGCACUCCCUGGAACAGUUCCUCCUACAUGGAUUCAAGUCCUCCCGCUUAUUCCAAAGGAGUGUGUUCAUAUGGGACUUUGUGGAGAAGGUGGUGGUUUCCAUGGAGACGGCGGAUCAAAUGGGUGACUUGCGGGGGUCAACGGAACUGUGUGACUCUCUGUGUCACUAUGCCAACGCCAUCAACGCCUCGCCGCGGAACAUCGGCAAGGAGGGCAAGUUCCAGCUGCUGGUCUGCUUGGGAGUCAGGGACCAGCUGCUGCCCCAGUGGCUCCCCUUGUUGGCCGAGUCCCACCUGACAGCACGUCUCUACGAGGAGUCGGCUUUGGUCCAGGACCACGCAGCCGUCAACUCCCUCUCUCGCAUCCUCCAUACCCUCCACGAGUUCCCCAUCACCCUGGAGACGGCCCUCAUUAAGGGGGUUGACCUCUAACCCCACCGCCGCUGAGGACACUGGGAUAUGGAGUUUUACCCCUAUUCACAUAAUGCACAACGUACACAGGGUAGCAGGACCUCAACAGGGUCGAGUGACUGCUAGGGCUGGCACAAUUACCGUAUAACCGCUUAACUGACGGUUAUGGAUGAAGACUGUCAUGAAAAUAAAAUCACCUUCAUAACCAUUGAAAUUAUGAUCAUGUUUUUUUUUUGGGGGGGGGGGGGUGGAAUGAACAGCUGACGGGACGGCUGGGCAUUUGUGCGGUUGCGUCGGUUUCUGCUGUAACACGGACUCUACAACAGAUGAAACUUUGUUGCUCCUUGGUGAAACAGGCAGGAUGUUGUAGCAAACUAGUAUUCGGUUGCCUAGGCAACGCCCCCCCCCCCCCCCCCCCCCCCUCCCUGCAGCAGCAGUCAGUAGAGAGAAAAUGUGUGUCUUUAAAGCGGCAAUCUGCGGUUGAAACAAUAAAGCACCCCUGCUUUGGUGUAAAGCUGAGGGACGGGGCAGGAGGAAUGUAACCACUCUUAAAUUCAUAAACAGAGCUAUGGAUGCAAAGACUGACCAUCCAUGAUGUCAGAAUUAUAGUAUUAACCAUUUUUUCAGGGUAAAGUGUUAGUUUUAGAUUUACUUUGUUUACAAACAUUGUAGUAAAAACAAGCUUAUAUUUUAGGUUCUGAUGGCGUAUAACAUUUGAACUAAAUGAGGCAUUUGUAAGUUAUAUUCUUCAAGAAUCAAUGAGUACAUAUCACUCAGUCACAAGUCCCAAAAUGAAUGUAGCAACUGCAGAUUGCCCCUUAAAAAAUAUAUAUCAUAUCGUUCUGUUCGGGACUCAGAUGUCACUUGCAACCAGGGUUGAGUAGGUUACUCUCUAAAUGUAAUCCGUUAGUUACUAGUUACCUGUCCAAAAUGUAAUCCGUUAGUUACUAGUUACCUGUCCAAAAUGUAAUCCGUUAGUUACUAGUUACCUGUCCAAAAUGUAAUGCAUUAGUUACUAGUUACCUGUCCAAAAUGUAAUCCGUUAGUUACUAGUUACCUGUCCAAAAUGUAAUCCGUUAGUUACUAGUUACCUGUCCAAAAUGUAAUCCGUUAGUUACUAGUUACCUGUCCAAAAUGUAAUCCGUUAGUUACUAGUUACCUGUCCAAAAUGUAAUCCGUUAGUUACUAGUUACCUGUCCACAAGGUAAGGGUAAAAUAACCUUUGGAUUACCCAAACUUCAGAAUGUAAUCCGAUUACUUUCUCGCUGAUUAAAGUUACAUGUAUUUUAUUUGAUGUGACUGAUUACAUGUAACAAAUGACUCCCCAUGCAACCCUGUUUGCAACUUACGUCUACAGCAGAAAUUGCAUCCAAAUUGCUUUGUGCGACACAGGCUUUAGACUAUUGAGACACAACUACCGGGGCUGGUCAGAACUAGACAACUGAACUCUCAUGAAAAGAGGAAGUUAUUUGUGGGUGGUGUCUGGGAGGGGAAGGAACCCAGAAACAAUCCACUGCCAAACGGCAGCUUCUGCAGACCUCUAUUGCCACAGCACAGCAGGCUUAUUGCCUUGUCCACUAAAUCAGUCAAUGUCAUACAUACUGUACAUACAUACUGUACAUACAUACUCUACAUACACACAGAAGAAAACAUGUUUUUUCUUUCUCCUCUUAUGCUUAUCUACACUGUGAUCUGUCUGUAGGAGGAGUGAGGCGGAGUGAUUCCCUUUUACCCAGCCAGCUUUGAUGUCUCACAUCGUGAAGAACAAGGGAGGAGAAAAGAGUUGCGGUGGUAGUGAUGGUCAUGAACUUUGACCUGCCCACCAGGCCUACUUUGAAUCCUAUUGCUGUUAUGCUUUCGUUGGGAAUAUAAACCUGACAAAUGCAUGCAUGGCCAUAUCAGGGGCGUAUUCACUAGGAACCAAACGGGCCGAAACGAGGAGGGACAAACUUGUCCAAUGAGAAACACUAAUAUUUGCUAAUGUUUUCUAUGGUAUGCACUAAUGAAUACACCCCUGUUUUUCUCUCUCUGAUGGUGUAUUCUCUCCACACAGUUUUUCUGCCCGCCAAUCAUCACUAAUGAAUACACCCCUGUUUUUCUCUCUCUGAUGGUGUAUUCUCUCCACACAGUUUUUCUUCCCGCCAAUCAUGUGUAUUUUUUUGUUAUGGGCAUUGUGAAUGGAUUCAUUUAGGAUAGUUACUCUGCUCAAAAGCUGGUGUACAUGUUUGUCCUCCAAACCAUGGUAACACUUAGUAAUAUCUUUCAUGAAAAAAAAACAUCAAAUGCUUUAUAAACUAUACAUGUUAUAAAAUAGUAUGCUUAUAAAGGCUUACAAAUAACACUUAAGUUUAUAAAUGGUUUAUUAAUGGCCUGCCGAGUGGGCAGUGCUAGCUGUGCCACUAGAGUUCCUGGUUCGAGUCCAGGCUCUGUCCCAGCCAGCCGUGACCGGUAGACCCAUGGGGCGGCGCACAAUUGGCCUAGCAUUGGCCGGGUUAGGGGAGGGUUUGGCCGGCAGGGAUGUUCUUCUCCCAUUGCACUCUAGCGACUCCUAUGGCGAGCUGGGUGCAAUGCACGCUGACACAGUCGCUUUCCAGCUUCCGAGUUAAGCAGGCAUUGUGUCAAGAAGCGGUGCUGUUCAGCUCGGUUAUGUUUCGGUUACGCACGGGUCUCCACCUUCGCCUCUCCCAAGUCUGUACGGGUCUCCACCUUCGCCUCUCCCAAGUCUGUACGGGAGUUGCAGCGAUGGGACAAGACUGUAACUACCAAUUGGAUACCACGACAUUGGGGAGAAAAGGGGGUAAUUUUUAAAAUAAAUAUGUUUAUGAAUGCCCAUUCAUGAAAGUUGAUUUAAAGUGUUACCAAAAUCUCAUGUAAUUUUCUCUUGAAAUUGUCUCUGUGCAACAGUUGCCUAGUCAUGUACAUUGGAGGUUUUAUUUUACCUACUGAAGCCAUAAGAGGCACGGCUCUUAAUGUUCCCUGACUUAUUGAUCUGUGUUGUUCGAUUCACUGUUUGCCUCCGGGACCAUUCUGUUUUUGCUGACAAAUAUAGAUUAGUGAAAUAUUGAAAAUGGUCUUUUGUUAAAUUAACAUUUUGUUCACACAGCUUCUUUUUUUUUUACUGUGAAUGUUUGUUUAUUUGAACGUCGCCUAGUAAGAAGUCGUCCUUCAGUGUCACAAUAUACAAUGUUACUUAAGAAGUCGUCCUUCAGUGUCACAAUAUACAAUGUUACUUACAGUAGACUUGUGAAAACAAUCUGUCAACGAGUAGAAAAGUGUUUUAUGCAUUUUCUGAACGUAAUAUUGUGAUGCUUAUUUAAUUGUAAUUGCUAGAUCUAAACACUGAGUACAGAAAUAAGCUUCAUAUUAUAUUGAUAUUACAUGUGCUUUCUUUGUUGACAAGGUCCCAAGAUACUGUCUCGUGCGUUGUCCUGCAAGCACUAUCCUUAGUCAAAGCCACAAUGACCAAGUCUCUACUAAUAUUACCUGAACAUAGAUAUGAGGGUAAGCAAUAAUGUAUUAUUGCUACUUUUAAUAUUUAUGAAACGUGUCGUUAAAGAUUAAAGUCUAAGAUAAACUGUU